Molecule: messenger RNA, 2623 nt
Organism: Chlamydomonas reinhardtii
Lineage: Eukaryota; Viridiplantae; Chlorophyta; Chlorophyceae; Chlamydomonadales; Chlamydomonadaceae
Exons: 9
Coding region: 373-2211 (612 amino acids)
Cellular component (GO): RNA N6-methyladenosine methyltransferase complex
Source: RefSeq, a predicted model, not a curated record
AGCGAGGGGUUCUCGAACAAACCAGCCCCGCUCGCGACCAUUCCUCGAUCCGUUUGAGAGACAGACGCCUACACGCCAUCGAAUUCGCAUUUUGCGAAGCGAUAGGUACCUUGAAUACUUUUGCACAUUAACUCAAGUACGUCGCUCCAACAGCUGGGAACAGAACUGCGCUCAAACUUUUGCUCCGCUAUUGGAUUUCUCUACAAACGUCCAUCCCAUCCCAAUUCAUGGAUAUUUCUCAUCUUGGAAGCUGAUUGCGCCAGUACUAGGCAACGGGCGCCUGAAGGCGCGGGCUUUCCAAACUGGGGCAGAGUCAUCUCUUCAGGCUCAGCACAUACCUGAGCAACGCUCUAUAUCGCGUGACAUCUAACAAUGUCCGACCGGCGGUCUAAGCGGCGCUGUGUCACUGUGAAGUCCCAGGUGCCCUCGGCGAUUCACUAUGUGGGCUACGUGGAGGACGAUGAGACGCCAGAGAUGAUUAUGAAGAAGUUUGAGGAGCUGGAGCGCAUCAAAAAAGCUGCGCAGGAGCGGCGACAACAGGCGGGGGCAGCAGGAACCUCGGUCGCGGCUGCUUCUGGCGCACAGCCCGCGGCCGCAUCGCCGGACCCGAACCAGCACCCUGCCGCGCCACCCAGCACCAGCGCCGCAAACGCAGGCCAAGACGCCAGCACCGAUGGGGUAGGGGGCGCAGGCUCAAGUGCGGGACCAAGCACCGAGCCGCAGCCUCGCUCAGACCAAGCGCCAGCCUCCGCGCCUGCCGGGACCUGCGCCGACACUGCGCCGGCCUCCUCACGGGACGUCGAGGAACCAAACGCGCUCCCAACCCCGGCCGACGAAAGCCACCACGCACUAGACGAGGAGGCCCUGCUCGAGGUGUUCAAGCAGACGUCCGUCUUCAACGUGCGAUCGGCGCUCGCCAACAACGACCUUUUGAUGGAGGGCGACCACAACCCGAUGCACAUGCGCGACCAGGGCGGGUACGGCGGCGGUGACGUGGCGUACGGCAUGGAGGACCUGGUGUACGGCGCUGGGGCUGGCGACAGCGACCUGGAGGACGACGAGCUGCUGUACCUCAAGGGCUUCUGGAGUGAUGAGGACUAUGAAGUCGGCGGCGGCAAGGGCCGCGACGGCGCCGCGGCCGCGCGGCGGCGCCGGGCCGGCAGUGCGGGUGGCCAGCGCAGCAGUGGCGGCGCGGCGGGAUCGCGGCAGCCCCGUGCGCCCGGCGCCGGUGGCCAGUCGCGCCACAUGCUGCACCAGGUGGUGACGCAGUACAACCGCGACACCAACGCACUCAUCCGCCGUCGUAUCCGCGUCGGCGCCGGCGGCGCUGCGGCCAUCGGCGGCGCCCUGGCCGGCGGCGGCGGCCUGGUGCAGCUUCGCAUCCCGCCGCCGCCACUGCCGCUGUCCUGGGGCCGUACGGUACGGCCGUACGUGCCGCCGGAGCCCAUGCCGCCGCCAGAGCCGUUGGAGGGCAAGCCAGUGGAGGCGACGGCGGCAACGGCGGCACCAGCGGCGUCGAAGGAGGCGGUGGCGGCGGAAGGGGCUGAUGGUGUUGCGGCUGACGUGGCAGCAGCAGCGGUUGCGGCGGCGGCUGCGGAGGCAGCGGCGGCGGCGUGCCGUGGGUAUGAGGCGGCGGACCUGACCCGGUUCCCCUUCGACAAGGCGCUGGGGGGCAAGACCUACCAGUGCGUCAUGGUGAACGCGGGCUGGCAGCCGGCGGACGCCGCGGACGCCUUCGAGCGCGGCGAGGAGGCGGCGGUCCUGGAGAGGCUGCGGUCGCUGCCCAUCCCGCGGCUGUGCCCCAAGGGCUUCAUCAUGGUGUGGGCGCACAAGGGCCUGCUGCAGGCGGUGUGCCGCGCGCUGUCGGGCUGGGGCUACGUGUAUGUGGAGAACCUGACCUGGGUGCACAUGACGCCGGCCAACGCCAUCGCCGGACUGCCCGGCCGCCACUUCCGCCGCAGCCACUCCACGCUGCUCAUGUUCCGGCGGGAGGGUGAGGGCCGCGACAUCGAGCUGCGGCACCAGCGCAACCCAGACGUGGUGUUCGACUGCGUGCGCUGCCUGCCCGAGGGCGGCGGCUGGGACGCGCCUGCUGAGGUGCUGACGGCGGUGGAGACGCUGCUGCCGGCGGCCAAGGGCGCCUUCUUAGAACUGUGGGCGCAGCGCGGAGUGCGCAGGCCCGGCUGGGACCACAUCGCGGAGGUGUGCUGAUGAGCGGUGGGCGGGCGCAGGAGCGGAGGGGAGGAGGCGCGGCUGCAGCGGCGAACCGCGGUGGAUGGCGGAGCCGUGGAGGGAAGAGCGGCGACCCGGUGCAGAGGAGGCAGUGGGUCGGGAACCGUGCCGCGGAGUACCUGGGUUAGGGUUGACAGGAUAAGGCGCAGGAGGAAAGCGAGCGUUGCAGCAGGAGGUUUGGGUGCACAGGCAUGUACGUAUGAUGACGUACAGGUAUGGUUCAAAGGGGUGUCGGGUUGUGGUGUGGCUGGUCCGGGCUGCAGAUGCAUGGUGUCAAACUGAGGCCCUGUUUGUUCCGUUACGAACGAAGGUGCCUAUGUGUGGGUGGGUGGGUGGGUGGGUGGGUGGGUGGGGGGUGUUCCGCGCGCAGGAGCUGCGUUUACGAAGGCCG